Molecule: messenger RNA, 1095 nt
Organism: Hemiscyllium ocellatum (epaulette shark)
Lineage: Eukaryota; Metazoa; Chordata; Chondrichthyes; Orectolobiformes; Hemiscylliidae
Gene: pttg1
Product: PTTG1 regulator of sister chromatid separation, securin
Exons: 6
Coding region: 305-934 (209 amino acids)
Biological process (GO): chromosome organization
Cellular component (GO): cytoplasm; nucleus
Source: RefSeq, a predicted model, not a curated record
UUGUAUGUUAGACCGCUGUAUUAGGUCGCUUAAUAUUGUUUGGCUUCAAGUAAUUGGUAGUUGAGGAACAAACAAUAGUCCGAGUGGUAUAUUAACAUACUCUUUGUUUUUGUAACAUUUUUACUAGCGAUUAACUUGAGAUUAAUAAUUUAUUGAGCAGGAUACCAACAAUUCUAAUGUAGAUUCAUUAAAUUACAUUCCUAUCCUACUCCGGCCAAGUGAAAGCAGAUAGUCACAUGACUGAAAUUCCUAUGUUACCGGAAAACUCGAAGAUGUUACGAUCGGUACCUGAUCUGUAAUUGAUAUGGCGGUGAGAAUAUUUGUCGAGAAGGAAAACGAGUUACUUAGUAACCAUGCAAAGAACCAUCCAAAGUUAUUUUCUGGUUCAGCUACAAUUGAAACAUCUCUACUACAGACUCCACGAACUGGAAAGGCAAUAACUACAACUUCUCGCUUGCAACAAUCUGCAAGAAAAGCUCUAGGGGAUGUGAACUGUCCAUUGCGAGCAGGUAGCAUACCUGGUCAUUCACUGAAAAAGAGACCAGAUAAAAUCCACAAGAAGAAAAGCAACACUCGGAUCAUAAAUACUGCUAAGCCCACAGAAAAAUCUUCCAUUUCUGAACCACCAAAGUGCUCUGAAAAGUCUGAAGACUAUCCUGAAAUUGAGACUUUUAUUCCAUACAAUCCCCUUGAUUUUGAGAACUUUAAUGUGCCAAAGGAACACAAACUUGAUCACGUUUGCCUGGCUGGUCUCCCACUCCUCUGCCUUGAGAAGGAAGAAGCUUUAAUAGAAAAGGUGCUGAACAAAAUCCCUUCACCUCCAAAAUGGCCUUCACUUGUACAAGAAUUCAGUUUGUUUGACUUUAACUCGCAUGCUGACAUUUUGGCAGAGUUGGAUGAUGUUGAAUUACCAACAAUUGAAGAUGAAUUCUGAAGAUUUAGAAACUGACAUUUCAUCUUACCUUUGGUAUCAAAUGGAAGCUGAAAUUUAUCUAGAUAUUGCAGUGUUUGGUUUUUGAAUGAAUGCACUGUUUUAGUGUGGGAGAACUAUUUACUUUUUUUACUUUGAAUAAUGUACCCUAUCCAAUCUUUGAA